Molecule: messenger RNA, 1935 nt
Organism: Suillus plorans
Lineage: Eukaryota; Fungi; Basidiomycota; Agaricomycetes; Boletales; Suillaceae
Product: minor succinate dehydrogenase isozyme, Sdh1p
Exons: 13
Coding region: 1-1935 (644 amino acids)
Biological process (GO): tricarboxylic acid cycle; mitochondrial electron transport, succinate to ubiquinone
Molecular function (GO): succinate dehydrogenase (quinone) activity; electron transfer activity; flavin adenine dinucleotide binding
Source: RefSeq, a predicted model, not a curated record
AUGUUCAGGAAGUCGGUGUCUAAGGCGGUGCCCUCUCGGGCUCUGCUUCAUCAUCAACGCGCUUUUUCCACUUCACUCCCCGUCAGGAGAGUCGUAGCGUCUAAUCCAGUCAAGGCAGAGGAGGUCAAGUCCUGGUCUUCAGGCAAAUACCCUCUUAUUGAACACGAGUACGAUGCUAUUGUCGUUGGUGCUGGCGGUGCAGGUCUUCGCGCUGCCUUCGGUCUUGCGGAAGCUGGCUUCAACACGGCAUGUAUCACUAAGUUAUUCCCAACCCGGAGUCACACUGUUGCGGCACAGGGUGGUAUCAAUGCUGCUCUUGGUAACAUGACAGAAGACGACUGGCGGUGGCACAUGUACGACACGGUUAAAGGCUCCGACUGGCUUGGUGACCAAGAUGCCAUCCAUUAUAUGUGUCGUGAGGCUCCCAGAUCCGUCUACGAGCUUGAACAUUAUGGUGUCCCAUUUUCCCGUACCAAGGAUGGAAAGAUUUACCAACGUGCCUUUGGUGGUCAGUCUUUGAAGUAUGGCAAAGGUGGUCAAGCAUAUCGUUGUGCUGCGGCUGCCGAUCGUACCGGUCACGCUCUCCUCCACACCCUUUACGGCCAGUCGCUGCGACACAACACGAAUUUCUUCAUCGAAUACUUUGCUCUGGACUUGAUCAUGCAGGAUGGCGAGUGUGUUGGGGUCAUUGCGCUCAAUAUGGAGGACGGUACGCUUCACCGCUUCAGGGCACAUAAGACAGUCCUCGCAACCGGCGGUUACGGUCGUGCCUAUUUCAGCUGCACGAGUGCGCACACCUGUUCAGGUGAUGGUAAUGCAAUGAUUGCUCGUGCUGGCCUUCCUCUGCAGGAUCUGGAGUUCGUUCAGUUCCACCCAACCGGCAUCUAUGGCGCCGGCUGCCUUAUCACUGAGGGUUCCCGUGGUGAGGGAGGUUACCUCCUGAACUCUGAGGGCGAGCGUUUCAUGGAGCGUUAUGCACCCACGGCCAAGGAUCUUGCUUCCCGUGAUGUCGUAUCUCGUUCGAUGACGAUUGAGAUCCGUGAAGGCCGUGGUGUUGGGCCUGAGAAGGACCACCUAUACCUUCAGCUUAGCCAUUUACCUCCCGAAGUCCUCCACGAGAGGCUUCCCGGUAUCUCCGAGACUGCUGCUAUUUUCUCUGGAGUCGAUGUCACCAAGGAGCCUAUCCCAGUGCUACCUACUGUCCAUUACAACAUGGGUGGUAUUCCCACCAGGUACACUGGUGAGGUGCUGACUGUUGACGAGAAUGGCAAGGACAAGAUUGUUCCUGGUCUGUAUGCAGCUGGUGAGGCCGCGUGCGUGUCCGUUCACGGCGCGAACCGUCUUGGUGCAAACUCCCUCCUGGAUCUCGUCGUCUUUGGUCGCGCAUGUGCUCAUCAUAUUGCGGAGACCUUGACUCCCGGAAAAGUUCACAAAGCUAUUCCUGAAGAGUCUGGCCUUAAGAGCGUGGAGUUCUUGGACCAGAUCAGAAAUGCAGAUGGUCCCAAGCCUACUGCCGAAAUUAGGCUAGAGAUGCAAAAAGCGAUGCAAAGCGAUGCCGCUGUCUUCCGCACACAGCAGACUCUCGACGAAGGUGUUCAGAAGAUACAUCAAAUAUACAAAUCGUUUGACAAUGUCGGCAUCAAGGAUAGGAGCAUGAUCUGGAACUCUGAUCUCGUUGAGACUCUUGAACUACGCAACCUCCUUCAGUGUGCAGUUCAAACUAUCACGGCCGCUGCUGCUCGUAAGGAGUCCCGAGGUGCUCAUGCUCGUGAGGACUUCCCUGAGCGUGACGACGACCACUGGAUGAAGCACACCCUCACAAUACAGCCCGAUAUCAACUUGCCCGACGUCACUCUCAAGUACCGCAGUGUCAUUGGCGAGACCCUCGAUGAAAAUGAAUGCAAGGCAGUCCCGCCAUUCAAGCGGACAUAUUGA